AAUUAAAAUCCACAACUACUGUAACGAAAAAGAAACGAAGAGAUUUCCUCUCCUUCUCUGGCUCUCUCUGAUAAGGGUGGAAAAGCGAGCCCGUGGGGUGUCGCGGAGUCGGGGGUGGAGAAAACCCUAGAUCGUGAAGGUCGAGGUGACAAGAGGGAGGAUUGUUUCAGUGGUGGUGUUGGCGGUGGUUAAGGUGGUAGUGGUGGUGGUGAUUGUGCAUAUCAACAAGAGCCAUUUAAUUUGAAGGUCUGAAGAUGAGCAAAGGCAGCCGUAGCCCACCUAGAGAUCGCAGAAUCCGCACAGAACGUACCUCAUAUCGUGAUGCUCCAUAUAGGAGGGAUUUCCCUCGUGCUUCAAGGUAUGAUUUGUGCAAGAACUGCAAACGACCUGGGCAUUACGCAAGAGAAUGUCCAAAUGCAGCUGUCUGUAAUAGUUGUGGCCUCCCAGGACAUAUUGCAUCAGAAUGCACAACAAAGUCAUUGUGCUGGAAUUGCAAAGAACCUGGACAUUUGGCAAGCAAUUGUCCCAACGAGGGCAUCUGCCACACCUGCGGCAAGGCCGGCCACCUUGCUAGGGACUGUUCCAUGUCACAGCUGCCUCCUGGUGACCUGAGACUCUGUAACAAUUGCUACAAACAGGGGCAUCUCGCCGCAGACUGCACGAACGAGAAAGCAUGCAACAAUUGCAGGAAGACAGGGCACCUCGCUCGUGAUUGCACAAACGAGCCAGUCUGCAAUCUCUGCAAUGUCGCAGGGCAUGUAGCUAGGCAAUGCCCAAAGUCAGGAACGCUUGGUACCUUUGGAGGUGGCUUUGGCGCCGGUGGCUUUGGUGGUGGGUUUCGUGGUGGGUACCAAGAUGUCAUCUGUCGGAACUGCAAUCAGGUUGGGCAUAUGAGUCGGGACUGCAUGGGUGCUCUGAUGAUCUGCCAUAACUGUGGCGGAAGGGGGCAUAUGGCCUACGAGUGCCCAUCAAGUAGGUUCAUGGACCGUGGGUUCCGAAGGUACUGAAUGCCAUCUGCUUUUCCAUCUGCCAACCGAUCUUUUUAAUGCUAUAUUUUCAGUAUUGUAUUCUCUACAUAUUUGAUACUUAGUCCAUUUAAAGACCAUUUAAGAAACUUGAACUUCCAGGCCGUAGAGAGGGCUCGUAUUUCUUGUCUUUGGUGAUAAUUAUUGGAUGCACUGUAUCAGAUAUCUUUUUCAUAUUUGAUGUGCCGUUCGCAGACGUUUAGACCUA
Zingiber officinale is the source of this 1233-nucleotide messenger RNA. Its product is annotated as zinc finger protein GIS2-like. The transcript has 4 exons. The record is from RefSeq and is a predicted model, not a curated record. Gene Ontology annotation, molecular function: nucleic acid binding; zinc ion binding. NCBI's taxonomy places the organism in Eukaryota, Viridiplantae, Streptophyta, Magnoliopsida, Zingiberales, Zingiberaceae. The coding region runs from base 255 to 1007 and encodes 250 amino acids.